Molecule: messenger RNA, 2049 nt
Organism: Prunus dulcis (almond)
Lineage: Eukaryota; Viridiplantae; Streptophyta; Magnoliopsida; Rosales; Rosaceae
Product: carbonic anhydrase 2
Exons: 11
Coding region: 768-1784 (338 amino acids)
Biological process (GO): carbon utilization
Molecular function (GO): zinc ion binding; carbonate dehydratase activity
Source: RefSeq, a predicted model, not a curated record
ACAUAGUCGCGGUUGCCAAUCAGUUAUUGAUGAUGCCUUCUGUCCGGCCACUUUAUGCUGCUGAGGUGCACACGGGCAAGGAAGCGUUUUGCUUUCACUACUUUCAAUCCUGACUUCUUAAAUUAAUUCGGUUCGAUUCCUAGUAAUUUUUCGGUGUGACAAUACCACUUCGAAAUUCAUCGUCUAACUCUAUGAGGCCUAUCGACCCAACAACGAUUGGGAUUUGAUGACACUCUUCACGCUGAGAGAGGAGCACCCAGAAGAUAAUUUAUUUGGCACGACUUGUGAUUUACAUGAUAUGCAUCGUGAAGCAGCAAAAUGGAAGAAAAUAAAUGGAGAACAAUCAACAACGUAUAUAGGAGGGAAUCGGAUAGGAGGAUCAAGUGGUCUGGACACUCUAAGGUUGAAGAUAGAAGGUAAAAACACCAACGGCAUUGUGGCACGUGUCCAAACAAACAACCAAAUGCGUGGAAGCAGCAAUUUACAAUGGAGGGAGGAAGAAAAUAGUUGGUGUUUGUUAUUAUUAACUUGUGUUGUGUCGUGGCGACAGGCAGAGGAUGGAGAGAUAUGCAUGGGUUCAUCUCCAACGUCCAAACCUCAUCCUUGAAGAUUAGAAGCUCUCGUUUACCUGGCUUUCUCCAUCACAAUUUCAAUGCAGAGCUAGCUAGCCAGGCCCCUUGGGUGGAUAUAUCAUAUUCAUAUAGACGAGGAGGUGGUGGGUUGGUGAGUUCUAUAAAGGCAGGAAGGUCCAGGGUUCGUUGCCCACCAUGUCUUCAGCUUCGCUAGUUAAGAGCUUCAACCUCACCUCUUCUUCCUCCUCCUCACCCUUCUCUCCUGCUACCAGUAGGAAACCUAGUCCUUGCAGUGUUUCUGCCAGGCUCACUACUUCUCCUGCUUCUCGAUCUCCUGCCCCUAACCUCAUCCAGAAGAAGCCUGUUUCCUCUGUUCCUGCUCUAACUAGGAAGGAAGAAAUGGGAAAGGAAUAUGAAGAGGCCAUUGCAUCUCUCCAGAAACUUCUCAGUGAGAAGGCAGAGCUGAAAGCUGAAGCAGCAUCCAAGGUGGAGCAGAUAACAGCCCAAUUGCAGACAGCCGAUGGCAGCGGCACCAAGACUUAUGAUGCCGUCGAGAGACUCAAGAGCGGCUUCAUUCACUUCAAGAAAGAGAAAUAUGACACCAACCCAGCUCUGUUCAACGAACUUGCCACAGGCCAAUGGCCCAAGUUUAUGUUGUUUGCAUGCUCGGAUUCCCGGGUUUGCCCAUCACAUGUUCUGGAUAUCCAGCCAGGGGAGGCUUUUGUGGUCCGCACAGUUGCUAAUUUGGUCCCACCCUUUGAUAAGACUAGAUACUCUGGGACUGGGGCUGCCGUUGAGUAUGCUGUUUUGCAUCUUAAGGUUCAAUACAUUGUGGUGAUUGGGCACAGCGCUUGUGGUGGGAUUAAGGGACUCUUGUCCAUCCCAGAAGAUGGAAAAACCUCCACUGACUUCAUAGAAGACUGGGUGAGCAUCGCCUCCCCUGCAGGGAAGAAGGUGAAGGCAGACCAUGGCGCUGAUGCUCCCUUUGCUGAAUUAUGCAGCCAUUGUGAAAAGGAGGCGGUGAAUGUGUCGAUUGGGAAUCUGCUGAGCUAUCCAUUUGUGAGAGAUGGUUUGCUGAAGAAAACUCUGGCAAUCAAGGGAGGCUACUACGACUUUGUCAAGGGAGGUUUUGAGUUGUGGGAUGUUGACUUUAGCUUCUCUACCUCUCUCUCCGUAAAAGAGGUGGCCACCGUACUGCAGUGGAAGCUCUAGGGGCAUCACCACCAAUUCCAUUCCAUGGUUUAGAGAGAGAGAGAGAGAGAGAGAGAGAGAGAGAGAGAGAGAGAGAGAGAGAGAGAGAGAGCCUUAGAGAUGAUGAUCAUUGCAAACAUGUGGCUCCAUCUCCUCAUGAUAUGAAUCUAAUUACGCAUAUAUGAUGAAUGGGUUAUGAUAAAGUGAAUUGGGUUAUGUAGACCAACAAUUUAAGCCAUCUUUCUUUUAUCUAAAGUUUGGGUUGUUAAUCCCAAGUUCCUCUUAA